UUAUUUUUAAUAUAACACAUUAAUAACAGUGUAUAGAAGAUGGGAAUAAUGACGUAAUGCGACUACCCAUGAUGCUUAGCGUGGCCGAGCAGUAAGAUGGCGGACGCUAUGGCAGAAUAUGAGAGAGAUGCUGGAUGUGUUCCUGUGCUUCACCCUGAGGAGCUGAAGCCUCAGAGUCACUAUAAUCACGGAUACAGUGAAAACAUCAACCGCAAGAAUCAUGUGGAUGAUUAUAGCACCUGGGACAUCGUUAAAGCCACACAGUACGGGAUAUUCGAGCGAUGUCGUGAGCUGGUAGAAGCAGGGUACGAUGUUCGUCAGCCAGAUAAAGAAAACGUUACACUCUUGCACUGGGCUGCUAUUAACAACCGCAUUGACUUGGUGAAAUUUUACAUAUCGAAGGGCGCAAUUGUGGACCAGUUGGGAGGAGAUCUGAACUCCACCCCACUGCACUGGGCUACCAGGCAGGGCCAUCUGUCUAUGGUGGUUCAGCUGAUGAAACAGGGCGCAGAUCCGUCUUUGAUUGAUGGCGAGGGCUGUACCUGUGUCCACCUAGCAGCUCAGUUUGGCCACACCUCCAUUGUUGCUUAUCUCAUUGCCAAAGGACAGGAUGUUGAUAUGAUGGAUCAGAAUGGAAUGACUCCUCUGAUGUGGGCAGCGUAUCGUACACACAGUGUGGACCCAACACGUUUGUUGUUGACGUUUAAUGUUUCGGUGAAUCUGGGUGAUAAGUACCAUAAGAACACUGCACUGCACUGGGCAGUUCUCGCAGGAAACACAACUGUAAUCAGCCUGCUGCUGGAAGCUAACGCUAAUGUUGACUCACAGAACAUAAAGGGAGAGACAGCACUGGACUUGGCCAAACAGAGGAAAAACGUGUGGAUGAUAAACCAUUUACAGGAGGCGCGACAGGCGAAAGGCUACGAUGCACCAUCAUACCUCAAACGGCUAAAAAUGGAUAAGGACUUCCGGCAAAAGCUGAUGUUGUUCACACCUUUUGUUGUGAUCUGGUUGGUGGGAUUUAUUGCUGAUCUUGAUGUUGACUCGUGGCUCAUUAAAGGUCUGAUGUACGCAGCAGUUUGGAUCACAGUACAGUUUCUCUCGAAAGCGUUCUUUGAUCACUCCAUGCACAGUACUCUUCCUCUGGGUAUUUAUUUGGCCACAAAGUUCUGGAUGUACAUUACCUGGUUCUACUGGUUCUGGAAUGAUCUUCCCUUCAUCUCCACCCACCUGCCCUUUCUGCUCACCACCCUCGCUCUCUUCUACAACUUUGGCAAAUCUUGGAAAUCUGAUCCAGGCAUUAUUAAAGCCACGGAGGAGCAGAAGAAGAAGACCAUAGUGGAGCUGGCUGAAUCAGGCAGUUUGGACCUCAGCAUAUUCUGCAGCACGUGUUUAAUACGGAAACCCAUCAGGUCUAAACACUGUGCAGUGUGUAACCGCUGCAUCGCCAAGUUUGAUCACCAUUGUCCUUGGGUGGGAAACUGCGUUGGAAGUGGAAAUCACCGCUACUUCAUGGGCUAUCUUUUCUUCCUGCUGUGUAUGAUCUGCUGGAUGAUAUACGGCUGCAUCUGCUACUGGAGGCUGCACUGCUCCAGCAGUUACAGCACAGAUGGAUUGUGGGUAUUUAUCACUCAGAUUUCUUCCUGCUCUCCUUGGAUGUUCUGGAUGUUCUUAAACAGUGUGUUCCACUUUAUGUGGGUCUCGGUGCUCAUCAUGUGUCAGCUUUACCAGAUUGCUGGAAUUGGGAUCACCACUAAUGAGCGGAUGAAUGCGAGACGCUACAAACACUUUAAAGUCACAGCGACAUCCAUCGAGAGCCCUUUUAAUCAUGGCUGUGUGAGGAACCUGAUUGAUUUCUUCGAGCUGCGCUGCUGUGGGCUUCUGAGGCCGACGCUUGUCGACUGGACCACUCAGUACACAAUCGACUACGAUCAGACGUCCGGCUCGGGCUACCAGCUUGUGUAACACACACACAUGAACACAGUGUGUUAGUGAAUGAGUAUGUGAGGGCGUCAGUGUGUGCAAAGGGAACAACACCUCACUUCUGCUGGGACUGCUUCAAGAGACGACAGGACACACACCAAUGGAACAGUUUUACUGCUUAAUUAGGCCAUUUCUGUCUCGGGUCAUUUCAUCAGUGACGUUUUAGUACUUUAUGUUUGGGUGAAUGUGUGUGAAUGUGUGUGUGAGAAUGUGUGUGUGAGAAUGUGUGUGAUGUUCUUUUUGAUGUCUUUUUCUCAGUCCCAUCUCCAUUAUUUCAUUUGAGUGCAUACAUUAAACAGCCCAGUGAUUGGCUGUAACAUAGGAAAGGGCUGAGUAGCUCUGCAGCUCACUGAAACCCACAUGGUACAGAGCUGAUCACUUACUCCACAAGCCACCCAGAGGAGGUCUGAGUGACUGAUGUUAUUGUCAAUAUGAUGGACAUAAGUGUGUUAUUAUUGAGCGCCACAGUGAGGUGGUUUUCUUCAUAAUGUGACCAUAUUUAUUUUAACCCUAUUUAAUAACUGCUGUCUCGUCUGUUUUAUUGUCUGUUUCAAAGGGUGUAUGUAUGAGUGUGUAUGUAUGAGUGUGUAUGUAUGAGUGUGUAUGUAUGAGUGAGUGUGUAUGUGUAUGAGUGAGUGUGUGUGAGUGUAUGAGUGACAAUCACUCAUACACUCACUCAUACAUGCAUACACUGUAUGAGUGUGUGUGUGUGUGUGUGUGUGUGUAUGAGUGAGUGAGUGUGUGUAUGAGUGAGUGUGUGUGUGUAUGAGUGAGUGUGUGUGUGUGUGUGUAUGAGUGUAUGAGUGACACUCACUCAUACACUCACUCAUACAUACAUACAUACACUGUAUGAGUGAGUGUGUGUGUGUGUGUGUGUAUGAGUGAGUGUGUGUGUGUGAGUGUGUGUAUGAGUGAGUGAGUGUGUGUGAGAGUGUAUGAGUGACACUCACUCAUACAUACAUGCACUGUAUGAGUGAGUGUAUGUAUGUGUGUGUGUGUGUGUAUGAGUGAGUGUGUGUGUGUGAGUGUGUGUGUAUGAGUGAGUGAGUGUGUGUGUGUAUGCGUGAGUGUGUGUGUGUGAGAGUGUAUGAGUGACACUCACUCAUACAUACAUGCACUGUAUGAGUGAGUGUAUGUAUAUGUGUGUGUAUGUGUGUAUGAGUGAGUGUGUGUGUGUGAGUGUGUGUGUAUGAGUGAGUGAGUGACGUUUUCAUGUUCACUGUUUAAAAUCUGUUUUAAAUUCAGUUAUCAUGAGGAACUGUGAUGAGGCUCCGCCCACUCUUUCCUGCACUGAUGCAUUUUGCUCAUUGUUAACUGGUGAUCUUCAGAUAGAGCUGUUGCCUUGGUAACAUUCCUCUAUUUCCUGUUUGAUCUUGGACUCUAAUGUAAAAUGUGUAAAUACGGCCGAA
This is a messenger RNA of Tachysurus vachellii, 3392 nucleotides long. It is a transcript of the gene zdhhc17, whose product is annotated as zinc finger DHHC-type palmitoyltransferase 17. Gene Ontology annotation, cellular component: Golgi membrane. The record is from RefSeq and is a predicted model, not a curated record. Gene Ontology annotation, molecular function: palmitoyltransferase activity; protein binding. Bases 97 to 1965 code for a protein of 622 amino acids. Gene Ontology annotation, biological process: protein palmitoylation. The transcript has 17 exons. NCBI's taxonomy places the organism in Eukaryota, Metazoa, Chordata, Actinopteri, Siluriformes, Bagridae.